AUGGGAAAUCAACCCACGAAGCACACCACCGGCGGAAAGCCCAAAAAGGCCGUCCACUGGAAGUCCGCAGAACCACCUGCACCUCCCGGUAAGCCAGCUCUCGUGCCAGGCUCACCCUCAUCAGCACCCGACAUCGUCACCAUCCGCUGGAGUCGCCCAACAUCCGAUGGCGGUUCUCCGAUCCUCGGGUACGUGGUGGAACAACGUCGAACCGGCUCACCACACUGGAUCCUCGCUCAUCCGUCGCUCGUCCUGCAAACCGAGCUGUCCCUAAGCGGGCUGGAACCAGGUUGGCGCUACCAAUUCCGCGUAAUGGCCGAAAACGUAGUCGGGCGGUCCGACAGCAGCGAGCUCUCAGAUCCGCUCACCGUGACACUGCAACGAAACGCCAUCUCCGCGCCACGGUUCGUACACGAGCUGCGUGAUUCAGUCGCGGUUGAGAACGAGAAGAUUGAGUUCCGGGUGCAGGUGGCUGGUACGCCUGCGCCACAGAUCAGCUGGUUUAAGGACGGGUUCGAGAUCUACAGCAGCCGCCGGGCGCGCAUCGUCACCGAGGCGGACGUUAGUGUGCUAGUCAUCCACCAGGUGGCGCUGACGGAUGAGGGCGAGAUCAAGUGUACGGCGACGAACCGCGCGGGCCACACGGUGACACGUUGUCACCUGACGAUCGACGCCUAUCCCAAGAUACGUCUGCCUCGGCAGUAUGAGGACGGGUUGAUCAUCGAAGCGGAGGAGGUCGUUCGUAUGAAGGUUGGCUUAGCAGGACGUCCACCACCGUACGUCGAGUGGAGCCACAAUGGGGAGCCUUUGACGGCGGAUGGUCGGCAUGAGAUCACCACAACGGACAAAAACUCCACGCUCAAGAUCUCGAGCAGCCGACGAGCGGAUCGAGGCGAGUACCACAUCCGGGCGCUCAAUAAACUGGGCGAAGAUAACGCGUUCUUCCUGGUGACGGUGACUGCUAGACCUGAACCUCCUGGUCGAGUGACGGUUGCCAUCUCGUACGGGAAAACCGCCACACUAAGUUGGUCCGCACCUGACGAUGAUGGAGGCUGCAAGAUUGGGAACUAUAUCGUCGAGUACUACCGGGUCGGGUGGGAUGUUUGGUUGAAGGCAGCAACCUGUCGGCAGUUGACCACCACGCUGAGCGACCUGAUUGAAGGUUCACAAUACCGGUUCCGUGUGAAGGCCGAAAACCCGUACGGGUUGAGCGAUCCAAGCGAAGAAUCUGACGUCCUCUUUGUGCCUGAUCCCAAGCGCGGUAUAACGGACGCGUCUAAGAUGCAGGCUCAACCAGCGACUUUGCCUCGGAAGCGACGUGAUCAAUCUCAGUCUCCACUGCGGGACUCCAAACCAAAGAAAGCGUUCACUCCGGAACCGUACGGUCGGGACGAUAUCAUGCGUGAGAUGUCAUACGGAACGCCACUAGACCGCGGCGUUGGACAGGGCUACACCGGUGGGUCUUCGCCUGUGCCGGCGUUGGUCAUCACCGAACCAGCACCGCUAGCUGAACCGGAAUCGGAAACUGAGUCAAUCGAACCUACUGCUGCGUCUGCAGCCAUUUCGCCCCUGAUGGCGAUGCAGAAGUUCUCCAAAGAACCCAGCCCACUCUCGCUGAAGCUAUCGGAGCGGGAUUUCUCCUCGAAUGGGUACAACUCUGAUGCGAUGGGAUCUGGAUCGAUGAUCGGUACGGACGAUGAUCAGGCCAAGCUGAAAUCGGGCCCCAAGACGACAGGCAUCCACAACAGCUCGGAGUUCAUGUUGGUCCUCUACAACGAGCAAGAAGCGAAGAAAUCGACUCAUAAUUCUACCUUCGACUUUGAAUUGGACGAACUGGUGGCACCACCGCCACCUUUAUCUUUAUCCGCACCCGAGCUCAACGUGGAACCACCUCCACCACCGGUCUUACGUGCCGGCGUUAGCUCAACGGAGCUUCUGUACGAGCGAGCGAUGGCUCGUUUCUACCAGGCCGUAGCAUACGAGGAAUCUGAAAACCAACGCAAGGAAGCUGAGCAAGAACAAACGCUUCGACGUCGUCAGGCGGCAGCUCAGGAACAAUCGCUAGAGGACAAAAGCACCAGCAACAUCACAGGAACGGUUGAAAGCCGCAACCGGUUGGCCGAUCGUCGAAGCAGUCUGCGUAAACGGCUCUCUGGCGAUAAGGACUCGAUCGUGAAGCAGUCCAGCUUCGAGCAGGAUCCAACUCUGCCACAACCGCACCAGCAGCAGCAGCAGCAGCAACAGCAGCAGCUUUCACAUUCCACUCUCGUCGAGGAAACGAUUGUCGAAGAACCGUUGGCACGCGUGCAGGAGGAGGAUACGUUCAUCUCGAUCCCAGCGCACUCCGAGGGCGAGGAAUCUAUCUCAUCCUCGAUGAGCUCCAUGAUUGAGGAGUUGAAGCGGCGCGAUCAGCAACAGAAGCUCCUCGAGCAACAGGUACUAGCGCAAGCGAAGAGACGUGGAUUUAUGGACGAUGAUGAAACGGAUGAAGAACCUUAUCACCCGGGAGUUGAGCGAAUGCGAUCGCCAUAUCGCAAUCCCGAUCCAAGUCAGGCGAUCGAAGUGCUGACGAGACCGAUGCCACUGCCUGAUCCAAACUUUGUGCCCAAGCCUAUCCUGAAGCGUCCUUCGACUGAGGUGCUGGCAAAGGAUGAUCAAAUGAGCAAGAAGCAGUCGAGCAACACGCAGCUAAGUGUGGCUUCGAUGGCGAAACAACCCACACCUGAACGUGAGAAGUCUCCUGCGAAGUCGCCAGCAGUCUCGCAAGCACCGCAAGUGGUUGAGACUUCCGAACAAACGAGAGUUCUCAAGGAGGAGAAACCCUCAGAGAUGGCACCGCUUUCAGAAAAACAGCCACCGGCACAGGAAGACAUCAAACGUGCGAUCGUUUCCGAAGUUGCACGCCAACGACGGCUCGAAUCACGCCAGAGCUCGAUCGAGGAGUCCCGAGCGGUGGCUGACUUCUACAGUGACAUGGUGCAGCAGAUCGAGAGCUCCAAGAAACCUCGCAAACUCCCGCUAUACAUGAGCCCCGACGAGGUGCGCAAGCUGAAUGAGCGCGAAUACUCACGGAAUUCUUCGCGGGCCGGUUCCCGCGCAGGUUCUCGAUCUCCUUUGCAACUUGAGGAUGCGUAUCUUCAACAUACACGCACCUCACGAUCACCUUCACUGACGACUGACCAUCCGGUAGUCGUGCAGCGUGCCGGAGGCAGACCAGCACGAGAGAGCAAGAUUCUGCGACAGCGAUCAGCAUCGAUCGAAAGCGAUGCGGUCUCAAGACCUCCAUCGGUACUUAAAGACCCUACUGUUCCUGUGCAAGAUGCAGCGAAUGGCCGAAUUGGUAGACCCAUGGAAAAGAAACGGACCACCGAGAUUACUGGUGGUGCUAAUGUUAGAAAUCGUUCGCGAUCAAAUUCAGCCGCCCGUGUUGGGUUGUCCCAAGGAUUGGGGAUUUCAAAAAUCCCUCCAACACCUGCUCCGGCAGCAACUUCCGGUCCGGCUGCAACAUCCGCUCCGGCAGCAACUUCCGGUCCAACACCUGCACGUCCUGUAAACACCAAACAGCCAACCCCGGAACCCCAACCAAGCCCACGAUCAAAACUCUUGCCUGCUUCCGAAUCAAUCGAACCCGUGUUAACCGGGGCAAGCGUACCAGAACAAGGCGCCCUCAAGCCAACCAUCUCCUACAUGACGGAUGUGGCGCUGUUUGCGAUCGCUUGCUGGUUGUAUCUGUUUAAAAACCCCAAGCUGGCGAUCCCGGUUAUUUUGCUUAUUAUGUACCGCCACAUUCGGGAGGCUGUAAAGGACAAGCUGCCGGCGUGGAUGAGACGAACUGAGACGAUCAGCUGAGGUGCUUGCUGCCCUUGGUUAGCAGAAAAUCUUCGUUUAAAGACAUUGUUCGACUGCGCUCGAUAGGCGCUUGAAUAGGCGUUUUUUUACAGCCAGAGCACGUAUUGGGGACCAGCGCCAUGCAGUAGUUGGCGGUUGGUUGCUGGUUCCGACUUCUGCACUGUUUUCUUGAGCGUUCGUUACUGCACCAGUUCACUUGGUGAUUCCUUUUUUAUGAUGUGCUGUGAUGAGCGCUAACACAGAGUACUUCGAAAAAGGUUUGCAUUGCCUCAAAAAAAAAAGAGAGAAAUAGCAGAAUUAUGCACAUUAAAGAGAAACCUAGCACCGUGACAAUGAAGAAACACACAGCCUCACAAACGUCCGAUUGGAUCAACAUCUUCACCACAACACCAGACUGCAUCUCGAUCGAGAGAAAUCUCGUUAGCAAAACGAUAUCUUAUCUAGCUAUCAUCCAUCAUCGCGCUCUGCAUGAAGGAUAGAAACAAGCUGUUGCAAUCGGAUCAUCCGUUGCAAGUCCACCGUAUCUCCGAGAGCAUUUUUAAACGCACUCUUCGAGCCGUACGUCGCGACGAUUAUUUUUGUUACCUCGAAAUGCUGUACUUUCACAUGGUGAGUCAGUUUUUUUUGCGUUCGAAGCUAUUCAACGUACCCAUUUCUGUUUUUGUUUUUGUCAUAUUUUGUUAGUAGAAGAUGCUGUUUUGCAAUACGAAGUCGUUGUUUUUUUAUUCUUUCUCGUAAUAUAUUACUCGAUUCCCACCAGUUAUUGUGUUUCGUGUCGUUGGAUGUGUAUGUAUAUAAGUUUUUCAUAAACGAACCAACAAGAAUCCUAAAAUAAAUGUAUAAGUAUCGU
This is a messenger RNA of Anopheles nili, 4699 nucleotides long. RefSeq lists its product as uncharacterized. The transcript is spliced from 3 exons. NCBI's taxonomy places the organism in Eukaryota, Metazoa, Arthropoda, Insecta, Diptera, Culicidae. Gene Ontology annotation, molecular function: protein binding. The coding region runs from base 1 to 3849 and encodes 1282 amino acids. The record is from RefSeq and is a predicted model, not a curated record.